AGAAGUUCGAUAUGCCUCACGUCUGGGAGGAGGAUUUCACGAGGCAGCAGUUGAGUGGGCUGAAGCUGGAGGUUUGGGUUGUAGUUUUUGUCUUUGUAAGUAGGCGCGAUGUCGAGACCUAGUACAUGGGUAGAGAGCGGUACAACAGCGUGGAAGAUAGAAGGGAAAACUGACGUGCGAGCAGGUACCAAUGGAUCUGGUGCACGCUCUGUUGUGUGUCGGAUAUUACCACGGACAACUGAAUACGACGAAGAAGGCAACAGAUAGAGCACAGCGAUUACAAAACUUGAGUGAGGACAUCGCCGACGGAAAGAAAGAGCGCGAUGACAAUGAUAGACGUGAGGCCAGCACGUCCCACUCUGUAAGAGAAGUACAAGGCUCUUCAAUCGAUGCAGCAGACAUUAGGACACAGAUCCCUCCGCACAACGACCACUCUGAGACUUUUUCAUCGGGCAAUCAGAACGCAACAUCAUCACCGCCGCCACCGACAAAGCCACACACUUACCACCCUCUCCUUUCCAAUCACCUAACACCAACAGAGCGCCUCAUCCUCCAAACGAUCUGGGAUACCAUGAUGAUUACCAUCCUAUCUCUCCACAUCUUCUCAUUCUUCAGCAACAUCGCCCCCAGCAGAGCAUUCUGCUAUACGCCCGCUGCGCUGCAAUACCCCGACUGGGCUUUCCAUGACUCUGCGUUGGACUGGAAAAAGGGCAAAGAGGCUCGACCACCGCAACUUGGCAUGAAAGAGCGGUGCGAGAGGAUAAACUGGAGCUUGCAUUCCGCCGGUGGCUUCUCGUCUGCUGGCGCUGCUGUGCUGGCGGCGUUGCACCUUGUUGCUUUGGUGUGUAGGGUAGGCGAACAUAUGAGGCUAAGACUAGAAAGAUGGAUGAUGGAUACAAAACUUCAACAGAACGCAGAAGUAGGGCGAGGACGAGGGCAGUCUGAAUCAGAUAAAUGGGGGCAGCAAACUCCACGCGACAUCGAUAUUCACGCCCGUGGUAUUCAUGACCAUAUUCCGUCGGAGUCGCACACUACUACUGACCAGCCCACUACACUCAGCGAGGAAGAACAAAACACGGGUCUCAGACAGCGAAAGAGACCCGCACUAGAAGAGAGGACGGGCGAGAAUGGACUGUCCAAGCUGGAUGCGUUGGAGCAGAGUAUGUGGAGCGCUGCGUUGCUGGAGUGCCUCCUGCCUUGAAGCCAGCGUCAAGACCAGACAAGACAAGCGAGGCAUGAAUAGAGCUGUCUGAUUUGGAGAGAAAAUGGGAAAGCCUGUUCUUGCCUUUUUGUUUGGUACACGCAAGUACGAGGCGAUUAGGAAGGAAUGACUUUGUUUUAUCAUAAUUUAUACCUCCCCAAAAGACGUACUCAAAAUACAACUGUUCUUCUAGGUCCUACGUGAUCACUAUCGC
Messenger RNA from Cucurbitaria berberidis CBS 394.84, 1415 nucleotides. RefSeq lists its product as uncharacterized. NCBI's taxonomy places the organism in Eukaryota, Fungi, Ascomycota, Dothideomycetes, Pleosporales, Cucurbitariaceae. The transcript has a single exon. The record is from RefSeq and is a predicted model, not a curated record. Bases 191 to 1201 code for a protein of 336 amino acids.